AGUCAGUCUACAUCAAAUCUUGGACACACUAGCUAGACAACAAUCGUUAGAAGUUGCGGUGCCGGACUGUGCAUUAUGACCCAGGAUGACUCGUGCGUAUACGUCAACGCUGAAAUGGAUACUUGGGUUGCUAUAAACACCAUUGACCGAGGUGUGUAAGAGAUUCAACCCCUCAUACCUCGAGAUCAAAAUGGAGUCUAUUCCCCCUUCAUAUGCUCCUUCCCCACCUUCGCCGUCCUACUCUCCUUCCCCACCAUCGCCGUCAUACUCGACACAGCUUCUCCCUGGGGAACAAACGGUCGAGGAGACUCGACGACAGUCUCCGCAAGCUUUGAAUACCGGAGUCUUUCGUAGAAUAACAGACAGCACCACACUUGUUUUAAGAGAUCAGCAACCGGGGAGCAUAACGCCCGUUUACGGAAGAAAUGGACUCGUUCGAGGUCACAUAUCUUUGCGAAGUUCAGAAGGCCUCGUAGAGGUCACCUUGAAGCUCGAGGGUCACCUUCGUCUUGAGACAUCAGGGGCAGCCAUCACCACAUUGGUUGCAUCUGAUUCGUAUUCUUUAUGGAGCUCUUCGUCCACUGAGCCUUAUGUAAACCUGCAGCCUUUACCCCCCUCAUUCGAGCACAAAUUGGCGACGUGCACCUACACUCUUAGCGUCGUAGUCUCAAGACCUCGACGAUUCUUAUCAUCUUUUCGCUCUAGUGAUUGCCUCGUGGUACCCGUAUGCUAUCAUCCGCGUUCUCGCCCACGCACACCCAUGCUUCCGAGCGACGUGCCGUUCAUGACCACGGUGAAGAGCUCCCCUGAAGAAUGGCAUCAACUCUUUAUUCCUUCGUCACAGGUUUAUCCAUUAUCUGAGACCAUACCGUUCCACCUUCAAAUGCGUGCCCCAUCGAGUUCAUUAGCUCCAUUCAUUAACAAGUCUGCACCUAAGCAUGGCCUUCCUGUGCUCUCCUCAGAGGAAAUCACCAUCCGCGUCUACUUACUCCGCCAAGUAGUUGUCAAAAUCUUCGAAGAACAAAAAUUGAGCAAUCAAAUAAUAGGAGAAGGCAAAUUGACAUACUCCUCCCCUCUACCCGACAAUCAUCACUCAUAUUGCAACGUUCCCCUUGGGGAGGGCAUUGACUGUCUGGACUGGGAUGGGGAACUGCGAUAUACCGAAGAUGUCACGGUCGGAAGCUUCGCAACAAACCCGCUCUCAGUUAGAGAUUUUAUUGUACUCUCCCUGGAACCUCUGCAACCACUCAAGUGCCCGCUUCUUGCGUCAAAACACUUACAUCCGAUUCGUCUGGUGACAGACCCAUGGUCGGAUCACGCAGUGACUUGGUAGUAUGGCUAAGACCCAGUUUUUUUACAAGACCAAGCCACUGAGCACGGCUCUCUUCCGCAUACUCUAAUCUAUAUUCCGGAUCUAUUGUUUAUAUGAUUGGUCGAGCUUUUAGCUCUUAGCCCGUUUACUAAUUUGUCUAGCUUAUAUUUCCUACUAUUAGUAGUCAGGUUCGGCUCUAAGCAGCACUGCAUUAUUACAGCCGUUGAGAGCCGCUUGGAGACUGUUUCAUUAUAAUUGCUGCAAUGGUGCACAAACCAGAAGAUCAUGACACUCUCUUACAUUGUAUCUACCAUGAAAAAUACUAGUAGAACCUAGUCUGAACUGUACCCAAAGCAUAGCCACGUCCCUCGGUCUUCGGCCAGUGGAGUUCCAAAAAUAGAAUUUUACUACGUUAA
This is a messenger RNA of Suillus fuscotomentosus, 1728 nucleotides long. RefSeq lists its product as uncharacterized. Lineage: Eukaryota; Fungi; Basidiomycota; Agaricomycetes; Boletales; Suillaceae. The transcript has 6 exons. The record is from RefSeq and is a predicted model, not a curated record. The coding region runs from base 191 to 1333 and encodes 380 amino acids.